Molecule: messenger RNA, 2278 nt
Organism: Tauraco erythrolophus (red-crested turaco)
Lineage: Eukaryota; Metazoa; Chordata; Aves; Musophagiformes; Musophagidae
Source: RefSeq, a predicted model, not a curated record
AUGAAGAAUGUCUCGGUGUCCAUUAACUUCAGUGAAGUAAAAAGAUCAGUAAGAGCUGACGUGCUGGAUGCUCCGGACAGUCAGUCACAGAUAUUGGUCCUAGGCGCACAAUUGCCACCACACGUGCGUGUCUGGGACUCUGUAACUCUGAAUACACUGCAUGUCAUCGGAAUGGGGUUUUUUGACCGAGCUGUCACUUGCAUUGCUUUUUCUAAAUCUAAUGGAGGAAGUAGCCUGUGCUCUGUGGAUGACUCAAACGACCACGUGCUUUCUGUGUGGGACUGGCAGAAAGAGGAAAAGCUGGCAGAUGUCAAGUGCUCUAAUGAGGCUGUAUUUGCUGCAGAUUUUCACCCUACUGAUACAAAUAUAAUAGUUACUUGUGGAAAAUCACACCUUUAUUUUUGGACACUAGAAGGAAAUUCCCUUAUUAAAAAGCAAGGAUUAUUUGAGAAACAAGAGAAACCAAAGUUUGUCCUGUGUGUGACCUUUUCUGAAAAUGGUGAUACGAUUACAGGAGACUCAAGUGGAAACAUUUUGGUUUGGGGGAAAGGUACCAACAGAAUAAGCCACGCGGUUCAAGGGGCACAUGAGGGUGGAAUAUUUGCGCUGUGUAUGCUGCGAGACGGUACACUGGUAUCAGGAGGGGGAAAAGACCGAAAGCUGAUAUCUUGGAAUGGAAAUUACCAAAAACUUCACAAAACUGAGAUUCCAGAGCAGUUUGGUCCAAUAAGAACAGUAGCAGAGGGAAAAGGGGACGUCGUAUUAAUAGGAACUACUAGAAACUUUGUGCUACAGGGCACGCUAUCAGGAGAUUUUUUCCCAAUUACCCAGGGUCACACUGAUGAGCUUUGGGGACUUGCAGUCCAUUCCUCUAGACCUCAGUUCUUCACUUGUGGACAUGACAAACACAUUACCCUCUGGGAUGCUACCACUCAUCGUCCUAUCUGGAACAAGAUUAUAGAGGAUCCAGCACAGUCUUCAGGUUUUCAUCCUUCAGCAUCUGUCGUUGCAGUAGGGACGCUGACUGGAAGGUGGUUUGUGUUUGACACAGAAACAAAAGACUUGGUCACUGUACACACAGAUGGAAAUGAACAGCUGUCUGUAAUGCGUUACUCACCAGAUGGAAACUUCUUGGCAAUAGGUUCCCAUGACAACUGUAUUUAUAUAUAUGGCGUAAGUGAAAAUGGGAGAAAGUACACUAGAAUUGGCAAAUGUUCAGGUCAUUCCAGCUUCAUUACUCAUCUGGAUUGGUCUGUUAAUUCACAAUAUCUUGUGUCUAAUUCAGGAGACUAUGAAAUCUUAUACUGGAUCCCCUCUGCUUGUAAACAAGUCGUGAGUGUUGAAACAACUAGAGAUAUAGAAUGGGCCACUUACACCUGUACUUUGGGAUUCCAUGUUUUUGGUGUAUGGCCUGAAGGUUCAGAUGGAACAGAUAUCAACGCUGUCUGUCGAUCUCACGGGAGAAAACUGCUAUCAACAGGGGAUGAUUUUGGCAAAGUACACCUCUUCUCAUAUCCAUGUUCACAGUUUAGGGCUCCAAGCCACGUGUACGGUGGACAUAGUAGUCAUGUAACUAACGUCGAUUUUCUCUGUGAAGACACCCAUCUCAUCUCCACAGGUGGAAAAGAUACAAGUAUUAUGCAGUGGCGAGUCAUUUAGAGGAAACAUCCAUGUGAACAUCCACAGUUGAGUCGACCAUGCACAGAACUUAUGUAUAAACUGUAUAUUUAAAACUUAACAGUAUGUUUGCAGUUUAGCCUGGUCACUGUGAUUUUUGUUUAAAAAAUUCUUACAAACCUCAGGAAAAUUAAGCCCUGUGCUGGUUACCUUACUCAGUCUAGUGAUUUUUUUUUUUUUUUCAUUGUGUCACACCUUAAGAAUGAUCGUUUUCUCUUCUGUUGUACAAUAUAUGAUGCAGUACAAGUUUAAUAUAAGAAAUGUGGCUUGACAGUUUGCAAUACAGUGGUAUCAGCGGAACGUGACUAUCUUAAAUGUUUUCCAUAAACACUGCUAAAAUGGUCACAAAAAUGCCUUUCAAAGACUGUAUAUAUGUGCUUAUUUGUUUCACUAUCUACACUUUGUACUGUAUAUGUACUUAUUUAGAAAAGUCUAAGACAAUGUCAAGGUACCGAAUGUUUCUGAUGGAGGAUGAUGAAUAGAUACAGAAAGUAUAAACCGAGGUGUAAGGUGCAAAAAUUAGUGGUUUAGACCUGAAAACGUGAAUGCUGGCAAAUUUGCAUUCUCUUGGGAACAGCACACCUUGGGUAUCACCCGUGAG